This is a messenger RNA of Saprolegnia diclina VS20, 2622 nucleotides long. RefSeq lists its product as hypothetical. The transcript has 3 exons. The coding region runs from base 1 to 2622 and encodes 873 amino acids. The record is from RefSeq and is a predicted model, not a curated record. NCBI's taxonomy places the organism in Eukaryota, Oomycota, Saprolegniomycetes, Saprolegniales, Saprolegniaceae.
AUGCCGACGCCUGUGCCAACGUCCAAGGAGCUACAAGCCCUCAAGCGGGAGGAGCUCCAGCGCACAAGCAUUGUUGUCGGCUACGACCGGCUCGACUACGCGACCGCAGGCAAGGAAAUGACGGCGCUCGCAACAACGUACUCGCGGCCUUUUCCGGAAUUUGCACUCGUCGAUUUGACUUCUACCGCCGACCUCAUGAGCGACCACCGGCUUUUCCUGCAAGCCUUUGCGCUCCUCGGCGCGCGGUCGGUGCCAGUGGUGCUGGGCGCGUACAGCGACGUCUUCACGGUCGACUUGGUCGUCGCCGACUUCGACCACCCUGUCCGAUGCGACGUCGCGAUGUGCCACAUUGAUGCGUCGUACGUUCGCGUCGAGCGUAAUGGGCUCGGGACACUAGCGUGGCUCACCGCUAAGCGCGGGGCCGCCGCGCUGCUCGGCUUGGAUGCAGCGUGCGACUUUGUUCUUUCGCAUGUCGUCGUCGAUGCUGCUGGCACCGACUACACGCGAUGGCUGCCAAAGGUGGCCGUUGACGGCGCCAUUGCCUACGUCGCCAUCGAAGCACCGUCGCGAGCGGCGCGCCCGACAACGCCAGCGACGUGGAGGAACGCUGGCCCUCGAGCCCUGGUCCAGCUUGACGUCGCUGACACGAUCGCGCUGGAGCGAUCGACCGGUGGGCACCUCGUCGUGUUUGUGUACGCUGUCUUUGGGCGUCAACUGCCGGAUCCACUGGAGCUUCUUCGCGUCCAAGCCGUCUUGCCUCGCCAAGGUGACGACGUCUACGCGCUCCCGUGGACAGGUGCCUUUAGCACGACCAGUCUCCUGGCGCCGGGCGACGGGGCGAAGGAAGCGAUCGUACGUGCGCUUGUGGCCACGAUGGACGUUGCGCUCGUCCGCGCUUCGCCGCUGAAUGGAGCUGAAACGUCCUUCGAUAUUUUGGACGCGAUCUGCCACGACGCGUGCCACAUCCCCGCGCAGGUCCAAGCCGGCUUGGCGACGAUCUCGGUCCAUGCGAUCCUCGCUGCGUUCGAGACACAGGCCCAAACGCUCCUCGUCUUUUGGCCCAAAGCCCACCGCGCGCGGAUCGCUGGCUUUCGCGCGGCCUGUCGUAGCCUCUACGAGGGAUCGUGGCUCGGGUACCGCUCGGCAACCGCGCUCGCGAUGGCGCUCGUCGACACGCUGGCGAUGCCCGGCAAAGACGACCGCUUGCUCAUCCCACGCGACGCCACCUGCGCCUUUGCCCGCUAUGUCCUCGCGCGGGACAUGAAGUACGUCGUCGUCGCGUUGAUCCAGACAUAUUCUACGCACGGUCCUGCAAGCGCGUGGCUGCGGCAAGUGACAGCAAAGUACGGCUGGGAGGUCCUCGCGCACGCACUGCAGAAGCGCUGCAGUAGCGCCAAGACGUGGCCCGACGUGAUCGCUCGGCUCACCGAGAUCAGUGCGAUCGUCGACUUGAGGCAGCCGCGCGUGGCCGAGCUCGCCAAGCGCUGCAGCGACGUGCUCCUGUGCCUUAUUGUGUGCCUUGACGACGUGCGUCUCGAUCGAUCGAGCGCCAAGCGCCUCUUGACGCUGCUCCUGCGCCUCGACGCCUUCGUGCACGACGCCACGGCCACUGGCGACGUCUGGUUUGGCAACCGCUUGCCGGCAGCCGUCCACGAGACGAUCGACCGGUACUUAUACCUAAAAACCUCGCGUGUCGUCCAGCGGCAGCGCGCGAGCUUUGCGCCUCUGGGCGCCGUCACCGUCGUUGCGGCCGCGAUGCUGCCGCACCCGAUCGCAUCCGCGUACACGCCGCAUGUCCUCUCCUCGCUCCAUUGCGCGCCGCUCUUGGCGUUUGACGCCGAGACGGUCCAGGCACUCUUGGCGCUGGACGCGCGGGCGGUCGCUGACAUCCUAGUGCCGCGCUUGUCGUGCAUGCGCGAACCUUCGACGCCCGAGCAGCGCCGCAGCACGCUACACGUGGCAGCGCAGCUGCUCGUGCAUCCCAACGUGGCAUGGCCACGACACGACGUGCCGUCCUUUCUGCUGGACGUUCGCGUGUGGGUCUCGGCGCUCGAGCACGUCACGUUGCCGCUGCGCGACCUCGCCACGAUCGUCCAAGACAUUUUCCAUCUACUCUUGACGCUCGAGGCGCCGCUGGGGCCUGCGAUCAGCCUCCUCGAUUGGUAUUGCUUGAUGAUGGACCACGGCAACAAGAACCUCGAGUUCGUCCGGCGCGUCGUCGUGCCGCUGUUCGAGAUGCUGGAGCAAGUGUACCCGACGAAGCGAGAGGCGCUACGGAUGGUCGCGUCCGUCGCGUGGCCGCCUCUGCAGGCCAUUGCUUUCAUCAAAGGCGUGCUGCCGCAGCUCGACUGGUCCAUCGACGAUGCCAACGUCCACUGCGGCUGCGAACUCUGCCUCCGCAUCGCAGUCUUUUGCGCCAACCCGAUAGCGCGGAUGCGGAGCUUUGGGCCUCGCGCUGUUCGACACAGCGACGUUGCCUGCACGCAACUGCGGCAUCCGGCGCUCCGUGGCGACGUCGUCGACGACAUCUUGACCGUUAUCAAGUGGGACGGCGACGAUUUCGAGCAGUACGAGGCCGAUGUAGCAACGCUCGCGCGCCUUGCCACGUAUUUGGACAUGUAG